UCGGCCUUGCCAACCAUCCUCUCACAGGUCCUCCGAGCAGCGUCCACCAGAGGCUGAAUCAAUGGUCAAGCUACGCGGGGUUUGCCCCACAGGAAGUUACUGGAAAACAGCCUGUUGCAUCAUAGACACUCACAAAAUGCCUUACUUUACAAGACUCAUCCUGUUCUUGUUUUGCCUGAUGGUUCUUGUGGAGAGCCGAAAACCCAGGAGGAAGAGAUGGACAGGGCACCUAGAAAUGUCCAAGCCAAGUCACCCGUACAAAAAGUACCUUGACGUGACCAAAAUCCGAACAGGAAAGCCUCAGCCACUUCUCCGGGUGGAUGACCAUGACUUCACCAUGAGACCAGCCUUUGGAGGCCCUGCCAUCCCGGUGGGUGUGGACGUGCAGGUGGAGAGUCUGGACAGCAUCUCCGAGGUGGACAUGGACUUCACCAUGACUCUAUAUCUGAGACACUACUGGAAGGACGAGAGGCUGGCCUUUCCCAGCACCAGCAACAAGAGUAUGACCUUCGAUGGCCGCCUGGUGAAGAAGAUCUGGGUCCCUGACGUCUUCUUUGUUCACUCCAAAAGGUCGUUCAUCCAUGACACCACCACUGACAACAUCAUGCUGAGGGUGUUUCCGGACGGCCAAGUGCUGUACAGCAUGAGGAUUACUGUCACUGCCAUGUGCAACAUGGACUUCAGCCACUUUCCCCUGGACUCCCAGACCUGCUCGCUGGAGCUGGAGAGCUAUGCAUACACAGAUGAAGAUCUGAUGCUGUAUUGGAAGAACGGGGAUGAAUCCCUGAAAACAGAUGAGAAGAUCUCCUUAUCUCAGUUUUUGAUUCAGAAAUUUCACACAACUUCCAGACUGGCCUUCUACAGCAGUACUGGCUGGUACAACCGUCUGUACAUCAACUUCACGCUGCAUCGCCACAUCUUCUUCUUCUUGCUGCAAACCUAUUUCCCUGCUACCUUGAUGGUCAUGCUGUCCUGGGUGUCCUUCUGGAUUGACCACAGAGCUGUGCCCGCCAGAGUCUCACUGGGCAUCACGACGGUGCUGACCAUGUCCACCAUCAUCACGGGCGUGAACGCCUCCAUGCCCCGUGUGUCCUACAUCAAGGCCGUGGACAUCUACCUCUGGGUGAGCUUCGUGUUCGUGUUCCUCUCGGUGCUGGAGUAUGCGGCUGUCAACUACCUGACCACCGUGCAGGAGCGGAAGGAGCGGAAGCUGCGGGAGAAGUUCCCGUGCAUGUGUGGAAUGCCUCAUUCGAGAACCAUGAUGCUGGAUGGAAGCGGCAGUGAGUCUGAGGCCAACAGCCUGGCUGGGUACCCGCGAAGUCACAUUCUGACAGACGAAAGACAAGAAAAAAUAGUGGUCCACCUGGCCUUGAGCAGUGAAUCCAGCUCCUCCAGGAAGAAGGGGCUUCUCAAGGGCCAGAUGGGGCUUCGUCUCUUCCAGAACACCCAUGCCAUUGACAAAUACUCCAGGUUGAUAUUCCCUGCCUCCUACAUAUUUUUCAACUUAAUAUAUUGGUCAGUAUUUUCCUAGGGGAUCCAAGGCUGUGCAAGCAAAAGGCAUGGACAUCCGUUGGUGGACACAGGGACCUGUUGGCCAUGUUCCCCACACCAGACGGAGCAGCAGCUCCUGGACCACCAUGAGCAGCACCUCCCUCUCAGAGGAGCCGAGGGGCCCUCCCCCAGUCCUCAUCCUAAACUCACGGGUUUUCCCCUUGUUUAUGCUGUGUUCUGUGUCAUGCUUUACUUCUCUGGACAAAGCUGUCUUUUGUUUUUGCAUGUGAAGUUGGUCACAAGAGCCCCCACUUAUUAAAAAAGAGACCCAAAUGCCUCCCAGAGGUUUUGAGACCCUCGUGAAGCCUAGACUUCUGUUGUAGAGGGGACAGAUAAAUGAAGGGCAACCUUAGGGGAAUGUGGGUGGGUAACAGGAAAUCAGAAACAAAAUAAUCUGUGAUCUCAUGUAACUGAACUAAGUGCCUACCUAGGAAAGAAGAACUCAGACAGGAAAUGGUUUGACCUAUGUGAAGCUGGUGACCCACAUGCUUGUAUAAUAUUAGGGGAGAUUAUUAUCCACUCAUUCAACCAAUCAUUACACUUUUACCUACCUUAGUCUUUUCCUCAGAGAACUUCUCUAGAUUGUGCUCAUUUGUCACACUUCAUCACGUACUUGUACCUUUCCCCUCCCCUCCACCCUGCUUACCCCAUGGACCCAUUCUGUUUAUUGGUGCUUUUACUCUAGGUCUGCUUGAAAGUUACUCCCUGCCUCCCAUGAGGUUCUCAUGAAGCCAGCUCAGUGCUUCCUCCCCUGGAAUCUUCAUGUGAGACCAACACAUCUGGGAAGGAUGACAGGGACUUGAGAUUCAGUGACAGCACAGGGUCUUAGGAAGAAGCGAGCACAGGUCUGCUGUGGAAAUCUAUUUUAGGCCCAUCCUUCUUCUGUUUCUGGACUCCUCCCUUCUCCAGCAGAACAGUAUCCUGAGGGAUAAUACUCAUCCUGUGUCCAAGUCCAGCCCCUUACUCUACCCAGAAGAGCCCAUACUUGAAAAUGAUAUUGCCUUCCUUCCACAAGCUAGUGACGUGUCUGUCCCUCUAUCAGAGCUAAGCUCAGGAUUAGCAAGACUAUCUGACUCAUCGAAUCUACACCAAGUUGUGAUGGGCCAUGUCUCUUCACCCUGUUUUAGGAUACUUCUGGCUGACUUAAGUGCAUCUCUAGUUAGUGGAAUUUCACGUGGUACAAAGGACAUGAUUUUUAUAAGGGUGCUCUUCCUUGGAGUCAGGAGGAUGUUCUUGGGGAGUGGGUUCCCUACUCACUGAAGGACAUUGCUCUGUUCUCUCCCUCGUUACUUCACCAACUUCCUUCCAAAGCCUAUAGUUUUGGUCAAGAGUAGAAAAAUAGUCAUCAACAAAGAGGGCAUAAACCAGCCUUAAAUCAAGUUCUAGCCUGUAAAGUCUGCUCCGCAUUCAUGACUCCCAGAAGCAGAGAUUAGUUCCUGAGCACUGGGGUGCACAUGGACACCAUAGCCUCCAGGAGUUUCAAAUCAGGAGCUUGUGGCUACCUGACCCUCCCACCUCUUCACCAUCACUGACCACGCAGUUGUUGUACAAAGUCCUGUUCCUCUGUUGCUUCCCUGGGUCAGUCCUCCACACAUUUCCUGAAACAGGAUUAAGAGACAUGGCCCAUCACAACUAUUUAAGUUUUAAAAAACUGAAAACUCAGUUCCUCCGUUGCACUAACCAUACAUUAGCUCAGUAGUCACAGGGCCUACUGAUGACUGAAUUGGACAGUGCAGAGCUAUAAAAAUUUCUACAAUGGCAGAAAGUUCUGUCAGACAGCACGAGGGCAUGAAGGGAAGAGAACAAGUUAGGAAUUGCUGAGUACGGGGUUUGUGAGGCUCAUCAUCCAUUUUGCCUGGGUCCUAGGUGUGGGGAGAGCAGAGGCCAGCUCUUUCCACAGUGCUGGGACUCAUGGCAGGUCCCCCUCCAUGCCACUGCUAAUGAGCACAACUUCUCCUGCAUGGACUUGUCAGGCCCAAGAUCACCUCCUAGAUGAGCAAAGGAUGAAAGUGUAUAAAGAGGAUAUUUGGAUGGCAUGAGGCAUCUGGGCUUGUUUAAAAACCUUUGAUCUCUAGAGACUUUCCUGGGCCACAAUGCUAUUCAAGGAAUGAUAAUUAUAUUGUGAUUCAAUGUAUUGUGUUGCUUUGGUUGUUUUAUUUAAUUCCAACAUUAUUCCACUUCCAAUUGCACUGUCUUCAUAAACUGUGGCUCAUAUAACAUGGUUGCCUGUUCACAAAACAAAUAAAGAGUAUUUUUGCUAGCUGAUA
This is a messenger RNA of Chinchilla lanigera (long-tailed chinchilla), 3818 nucleotides long. Its product is annotated as gamma-aminobutyric acid receptor subunit rho-2. Lineage: Eukaryota; Metazoa; Chordata; Mammalia; Rodentia; Chinchillidae. Bases 62 to 1531 code for a protein of 489 amino acids. Gene Ontology annotation, molecular function: neurotransmitter receptor activity; GABA-A receptor activity; extracellular ligand-gated monoatomic ion channel activity. The record is from RefSeq and is a predicted model, not a curated record. Gene Ontology annotation, cellular component: GABA-A receptor complex; synapse; membrane. Gene Ontology annotation, biological process: chemical synaptic transmission; signal transduction; nervous system process. The transcript is spliced from 9 exons.